AUGGACGGCGGACAUGAUGGCAGCCAGCCUAGCACAAGCAGUUCUGAGAUCAUGGCGAACGAUCCCGGAGAAGGGACCAGCACCAGCUUGCCGUUAAGUCAUGCCAGUAGGCGUACAGAGCUGGAGGUGCUGGAGCUGGAGCUAGGAAAGGCAAGACGAGAGCAAGCACUAGAAGGGAGGAAACUGCGUAAGCGGCGGAAGAAGUUGAAAAUGGCGUACACGCAAGGGCAGUCAUCUGCGGCCUUGAAAGAAGCUGAAGCUGGACUGGCGAAGGCUGUGGAAUGCUGGAAUGACGCUAAGGUUCACACACAAGACAUCUGCGACGAACUAUUGAAACAACGCUCGAUAACGCAGACCGAGAGGAGUGCUGGCAGCGUUCAUCCAGAUUUGGCGGGGCAGACACUUGCACAGUUUGAGAAACUCGGAAUACGCGUCCCCCCUGAGGAAGCAAAGCUUCCGUGGUAUAGGCGUCCUGCAUUUUGGAAGCUACGGAAGUACGCGGAUUCUAGUUCAGAUAAUGAGGACCCUGUGUCGCCCUCCGGGACACCGCAAGAAUCUACGAUGCUGAUGAACCGGUGUCCGGCGGACGACACAGAAGCAAGCCCAGCACCCGAUGGGCUUACUACUGCCAGCAUGGUGGUCAGCGGGACUUCUCAGAGAGAUACCCAUGCAGCAGAAUCAGGGCUAGCCUCGAUACACAUGGGUCCCCCACUCUCGAGCUCCCCCGACGCGCCCUGGCUCGCCUACCUUCCGAUUGCUUUGUUGGGUUCAGUGUCGCCGCCCCUGUCAGACCCCGUUGCCAAUAUGCUCGUGGACCUCCUGCAAGCAGAUUCACCCACCGUUGACCCGCCAUAUGGGGAAGGCGAUGCCCAGUCUGACGGAAGCCCAGCGAUGGAGCUCCAAGGCUCGCCUGCUCCAGUAGCAUCCGCUUUACCGGAGCCUCCGCCGAUCCCAGAACACCUUGCAGAUAUACUUGAGAGCCUCUUGCAGCGGAGUUCGAAUUCGGAGAAUUCUCUCGCCGACGCCACCGUCGGGCACGCAGGCGACAUCGCCGCUGAGAGCCCAGAGCCCAUGUGGCCCCCAUACAGUGACACACAAGUUGAUGCCCAGGGAGAACAGGAGUUCACAUCGACGGUGGAAUCAACGUCUUUCGUCGCCCCUCCUCACGUUGACCCCUCAGCCGACGUCUCCAUGGCUUUUGUGAGACGCCGACGCACACACACGCUGCAGGAGCCGCAAGGCGCUAUGACGGUGCACCGAGCGCAAGCAUCGAUUUUUCAUGAUGCUGGUCCGGCCGAAGGCAUUGGCAGGGCGACAGUUGGCACAGGCCGCAAUGACGAGGACACCCACUACUAG
This is a messenger RNA of Besnoitia besnoiti, 1356 nucleotides long. RefSeq lists its product as uncharacterized. The transcript has 5 exons. The record is from RefSeq and is a predicted model, not a curated record. Bases 1 to 1356 code for a protein of 451 amino acids. Lineage: Eukaryota; Apicomplexa; Conoidasida; Eucoccidiorida; Sarcocystidae.